UCUCACUCGGCAACCAUGUCAGUGGAACUGGAGACCUCAGAGGGGGUGGAUGAGUCGGAGAAAAAGAGCUUUGGGGCCUCAGAAAAAGAAAACCACACCAGGAUGGCUGACCUCUCUGAGCUCUUGAAGGAAGGGACCAAGGAAGCACAUGACCGGGCAGAAAACACCCAAUUUGUCAAGGACUUCUUGAAAGGCAACAUCAGGAAGGAGCUGUUUAAGCUGGCCACUACUGCACUUUACUUCACAUAUUCAGCCCUGGAGGAGGAGAUGGAACGCAACAAGGACCACCCAGCCUUUGCCCCCUUGUACUUCCCCACGGAGCUGCACCGGAAGGAGGCACUGACCAAGGACAUGGAGUAUUUCUUUGGCGAGAACUGGGAGGAGCAGGUGCAGUGCUCCCAGGCUGCCCAAAAGUACGUGGAGCGGAUCCACUAUGUGGGGCAGAAUGAGCCGGAGCUGCUGGUGGCCCAUGCAUACACCCGCUACAUGGGGGACCUUUCAGGGGGCCAGGUGCUGAAGAAGGUGGCCCAGCGGGCCCUGAAACUCCCCAGCACGGGAGAAGGGACCCAGUUCUAUAAGUUUGAGAACGUGGACAAUGCUCAACAGUUCAAGCAGCUCUACCGGGCCAGGAUGAAUGCCUUGGACCUGAACCUAAAGACCAAAGAGAAGAUCGUGGAGGAGGCCAACAAGGCCUUUGAGUACAACAUGCAGAUUUUCGAUGAACUGGACCAGGCUGGCUUCUUGUUGGCCAAAGAGACCCUGGAGGAUGGGCUCCCCAUGCACGAUGGGAAAGGAGAUGUGCGUAAAUGCCCCUACUACGCUGCUAAACAAGAUGGAGGUGCCCUGGAGGGCAGCAGCUGCCCCUUCCGAACAGCCCUGGCUGUGCUGAGUAAGCCUAGCCUCCAGUUCAUUCUGGCCGCUGGUGCAGCCCUUGUUGCCGGCUUCUUGGCCUGGUACUACGUGUGAAGGACCCAUCAUACCGCCUUGGCGCCAUCCUCC
Molecule: messenger RNA, 999 nt
Organism: Puma concolor (puma)
Lineage: Eukaryota; Metazoa; Chordata; Mammalia; Carnivora; Felidae
Gene: HMOX2
Product: heme oxygenase 2
Biological process (GO): heme catabolic process; response to oxidative stress; heme oxidation
Molecular function (GO): heme binding; heme oxygenase (decyclizing) activity
Source: RefSeq, a predicted model, not a curated record